AGAGAGAGACUCCAGACUCGCAUAUCCUGGUCCAAAGGCUUAUCAGAGGCUAAGCCAGAAGGAAAAAAACAGUAAAGCUAGUCUCGCUCGACCAGAGGUACGGGCACAAGGCCAUCUGUCCAUUCUCUAAAUACAACUGACAACAAAGGAGAGCCACUGUGUACUCAGGGAAGCAUACACACUCUGGAACCAAAAACAUCAAGUCAUCCCGGAGAGGCCAGACGAGAAGAGUUGGUGAACCUCCUGGCAUCUCUGUGCCGUCUCAACCUGCAUCACUUCACCAGAGACAGUCGAUUUGAAGCUUCUGGGCCCAAGAGAGGAAUGAAUAUGAAUGAGAAGGAAGGCGGAGUAUCAGAGGGAGGGUUAAAUGUCACCCUCACCAUCCGCCUGUUAAUGCAUGGGAAAGAAGUAGGAAGUAUCAUUGGGAAGAAAGGAGAGACGGUCAAAAAAAUGAGAGAUGAGAGUGGAGCCCGUAUUAAUAUAUCGGAUGGUUCCAGUCCAGAGCGCAUCGUGACCAUCACUGGCCCUGCUGAGGUGAUCUUCAAAGCAUUCGCCAUGAUCGCUGAGAAAUUUGAGGAGGAUAUCUUGGCCUCCAUGAUAAACAGCACGGUGACAAGCAGACCUCCUGUCACACUGCGCCUUGUCUUCCCUGCCAGUCAGUGCGGCUCGCUCAUCGGCAAAGGAGGAUCCAAGAUCAAAGAGAUCAGAGAGAGCACAGGUGCUCAGGUGCAAGUAGCAGGAGACUUGCUGCCUGACUCCACCGAGAGAGCUGUGACCAUCUCAGGCACCCCCCACGCCAUCACUCAAUGUGUGAAACAUAUCUGCACCGUCAUGCUGGAGUCACCACCUAAAGGGGGCACAAUACCAUAUCGACCCAAACCCACUGCAGGAGGCAACCACACAGUGUUGACGCAGCAGCAUCCUGCGCCGGCCUUUACUAUUCCUGGACAGUUUGCCAUUCCGCCACAAGACUUGACCAAGCUUCACCAGUUGGCUAUGCAGCAUAUCCCCUUUACCUCCCUUGGGCAGAGCAACCCCACCUUCCCUGGUCUAGAUGCUUCAUUUGCGACCAGUUCUCAAGAGUUGACCGUACCUAAUGAUCUCAUAGGAUGCAUCAUUGGCAGACAGGGCAGUAAGAUCAAUGAGAUUCGCCAGAUGUCUGGUGCCCAGAUUAAGAUUGCUGGGGCCAUAGACGGUUCGGCUGUACGCCACGUCACCAUCACAGGCUCGCCAGUCAGCAUCAGCGUGGCCCAGUACCUCAUCAGUGCCAGUUUAGAGAUGGCUAAACUGAGCAUCCAUGCAGCUGCGUCCUCCUCCGGCACACCUAUCGACCUCAGUCUUGGUUUCACUCCGUCCAACCCCUCUGCUUCAGCGUCCUCCUCGUCCAUGCCUGUCCUGGCUGGCCCCCCUUCCGCUAUUAACAUCCACACCCCUCCCUCCAUGUCCAGUGCCCACUAUGCCCUGCCCCUCUCCAGUCUGCUUGGCAUGAAAACCUUCCCUCUUCUGGCAAUGCACGCGGCCGUCUCCUCAGGCCUCCCGCCCGGGCUCACACCCUACAACACAAAGAUCCCCACCACGUCCAGCAUAAAAAAAUCAGAGCGCCAGAAGUUUGCCCCGUACUGAGCAGGGUUUUAAUCUCAUCAGUGAUGUUCUAUUUGUUUGUCACCCAUCCGUGAAUUUUCUGAAGAUUAAAAGUGUCCUCCCCUCCCUUUAAAAAAAAACAAUUUUCUACAAACAAAUAGCCAGCCCAUGACAAGAUUGAUCGCUUCCCAUAUCGUCUUCCAUUUUGUUUUGCGUUUCAUUCGGGAGUGUUUGAGAUAUUCAUCUCUCACCGUAUAAUUUGUCUGACACGCCUCCUUUUUUUACGAGAAGCGA
Molecule: messenger RNA, 1875 nt
Organism: Triplophysa dalaica
Lineage: Eukaryota; Metazoa; Chordata; Actinopteri; Cypriniformes; Nemacheilidae
Exons: 13
Coding region: 322-1623 (433 amino acids)
Biological process (GO): negative regulation of mRNA splicing, via spliceosome
Cellular component (GO): nucleus; cytoplasm
Molecular function (GO): mRNA binding
Source: RefSeq, a predicted model, not a curated record